Penicillium macrosclerotiorum is the source of this 2571-nucleotide messenger RNA. RefSeq lists its product as uncharacterized. NCBI's taxonomy places the organism in Eukaryota, Fungi, Ascomycota, Eurotiomycetes, Eurotiales, Aspergillaceae. The record is from RefSeq and is a predicted model, not a curated record. Bases 1 to 2571 code for a protein of 856 amino acids. The transcript has a single exon.
AUGGAGCACUGUGAGUUGCCUUCAUUGGAUUCCUAUGGCAUUGCACACCAUGAUCUGGGGCUUACACUUUCCCCUGGAUCGCAGUCGCAGCUGUCCACGCCCUGGACCCUUGACCAAGGGGAUGUCGAUCUUCUCGACUUUGGAAUCGGUCAAGACUUUGACCCAUUUACGGAUUUUGAUCAACUAGUCCAACAACUGAGUGGCUCCCAUAAGCGGGCUAGUGAUGAUGCUUUUGGAAGUGGCACACUGUCUGCGAGCAACAAAAAGCAGCAUACUGAAGAUAAGGAUUAUCCGGUAGCCGUGGAGUUGCCCCCGGGCCUGAGCCCGAAGUCUCCGGUCCUUAUCCCAGCAUAUGAGUCUCCUCCAGCAGGUGGGGGCACAGAGCCAGCUAGCUCGGUGAUUAAGAACAGGUUUCCUAUAGGCAGUGGGGAUAUGGUACAUCAGGCAACCCUCGAGGCAUUGUCUCAAGGCAAGUCCCCCUUGGAGCACAACUCGCCAUAUGGACCUGUGGGGUACCAUCCAUCAGCACCCUCUUUACACUGUAAGACCAUUGGGGAGUAUAUUUCCAAUGAGACUCUGCACCAUCGUCUACAGAAUUCGCGGCGUCGCAUUGAUGUUCUGACAAUUGAACGUAAUCGGUACCGUGAUGCCUUGCUCAAGUAUACGAGCGUGGACCCCAUGACUGGUAAACUGGGAAUCCACCUAAUGGAGGCAGAAAUGGCAACCUUACGCAGGGUGUGCUCAACUCAGCAACAAAGGGCCAAGCAGUAUAAGGCGGACAUCGAGGAGUGGAAAACAAACUAUGUGACCGUCGCCAAAAACCACAACUGCCUAAUUCGGGACUACCAGCAGCUUCAAUGUGCGUCGAGCCAGUCAAAUUCACCAACAGAAGAACGGCUUCGCUCAAUAACGGACGACUGGAAGGGCCAGUAUGAGCAGCUGUCACAUGUCUACCAUGAUCUCCUGGCUGCCUACGUCCAUUUGGCUCGAGAUACUGGGACUAUAAAUUCACCUGAUCCCUCGCCAUCUUCUUCUCCUUCCAACUCCCCUCCCCGUCUCUCCAAUCCUUCUUCUCUUGAUUCCCAAACCCCGACGUCUGAGUCUCUUAAGUCUGUUGCCACUAUUGCUACAACUGUACCUCCCACUCACCCCGCCGAGUGUCUUGCCAAAGAUCUUGCCAACCCUUCUCCGAGUCCAACUCUCACUUGCCCCCUCACCUGCAAUCUGACUCUUGAGCCCAAAAUGGCUAAUCCAGUGCCUUUUGGUCGCAUUCCAUGCGCCCCUCAAGUCACCGCUGCUCAAUAUGCCCUCAUAUUACGGCAUUACAACAUGCCUUACUCUGCCUGGCCUUAUUGGGUCAGGGCCGGCAUCGGCCGUAACAUUCCCCCUGUUCACUUGACUGCACCCACCAGUGGCGUGGCCUUUCCCUCAACUACCAUGACUCCUCUCACCACUGAUACGACCUCUUCAACUUUCAAUGCGGGUCCUCUCACCGUUGGCACCAGUGUUUCUACUGUGAGAACGGCUCCUUUUGCCUAUGGUGCAACUGAUUCCAUCGCCGGAACAACGACUACAGCCAUUGGCACAAGCUCCGCCUUUAAUGCGACUCGUCCUACCGUUGCCACAAAUGUGGCCACCGCAAGAAUGGCUCCCUCCGCCUGUAACGCGACUACGCCUGUCACCAGAAUGACGCCUCCAACGCUUGACUCGACUUGUUGUGCCGUCAACCCAUCACUUCCCACUGCAAGCUCGACUUUUUCCACUACCACCGACAUCCCGACGCCCGUUUCCGUCUAUGCUCCCCCUGCGCUUCCCAAGGACGUCGAGGUUAUUGAUCUGACCGACGACACAGACGCAGAGGUGAGUACCCAGAGCUCUUUUCAAGACGAAAUACAGACCCCGCUGACAACUUCUUCUAGCCCACUAACCGAGUUUCGCCGCCAAUUCAGAGCGAAAAAGCUCUCCUGGCUCACUAAUCUCGAGGAUGGGGAGGCUGCGACCCGCAUCCAUGAGGAGCUGAACCCUGAGGACGAUUACUCUGGAGUCUCCAUCGGCCAAUGCUACGACUUUGUGAGCACCCAGAAGCUCCUGCGCCACUAUAUCGGUGGUCCGUUUGCCAAUUCCACGACCCUUCACACCACUGACGAUGUCAGAACUCCGAUCAAGGGCAAUGGCAAGUGUGCCCCUAGACUUGCUUCUAAGAAGCACUCUCCCAACAAAGUCCUCAAGCGCCCUCGGACUUCCACCAAGAGCUCCCCCAAGACUUCCACCAAGCGUAUGACCAAGAGCAACACCACCCAGCGCGCGGAAAAAACGAGUUCUGUUUCUAGUGGUCAUAAUGAUAACUUCAGCCCCUCGGAUGAAGACCUUGCCCGUUUGACGGAGGCGGAGCUCGCCAAGGAUAGCCUUCCUACCGGCUUCUCUUCUUCGCUCGACAGUAACGGUGACUACAACCCCUCUGAUGAAGAUCUUGCCCAGUGGAUAGACGAAGAGCUCGCCAAGAAGAGCGCUUCCAAUGAUACCUCUCAUUCGGAUGUCUCUGCUUCCAUUUUCGAAGACGAUGGAAACUAG